Triticum dicoccoides is the source of this 2232-nucleotide messenger RNA. Its product is annotated as cell number regulator 13-like. NCBI's taxonomy places the organism in Eukaryota, Viridiplantae, Streptophyta, Magnoliopsida, Poales, Poaceae. Bases 154 to 768 code for a protein of 204 amino acids. The record is from RefSeq and is a predicted model, not a curated record. The transcript is spliced from 2 exons. Gene Ontology annotation, biological process: cell surface receptor signaling pathway.
UACACCAUAUAUCGCGGGCGGCCUUUUUAUGAGCAGCUAGUUGGAUCUUGCUCUCCCUGACCCAGAGUGAACACAUCCUCCUCCUCCUCCUUCUCUUGGAUUGGAACACUGGAUCUGCUCCAAGAUCGAUCCUGAACCAAAGCAAGAUAAGCAAUGGCUCUAGUUGGUCAGGCUGCCAUGGUUGCGCAGUUUGCAGGAGUGGACGCAUACGGGAUCAUCAAGAUGAUCGCCGAUGCGGCGCAGACGGUCCGGAGGAACAGAGCCACCUGCCUGCAGCUCGCGCGCCGCGCCAAGAUGAUCGGAGACCUGCUGCACCAGCUCCACGCCGCGCAGCUCAUGCAGCAGCCGGAGACGAGGAAUCCGAUGGAGCAGCUCGAGGAGACGCUCCGGCGCGCGCUGCUGCUCGUCAGGUCCUGCCAGGGCCGCAGAUACCUCUACCGGUGCUUCUUGGGGGCGCGCCACGCCGACGAGCUCCGCGAGGUGCAGGGUGAGAUCACCUUCUACCUCCAGCUUUUCCCUCUCGUCAGCCACGUCGACACCACCCUCACCUGGGUCAGACUCCUCAACAAAGGUGCUGCUCCUGAAGCUCCUUCAUGCAAAGAGGCACCUGUGGUAAGACCAUAUUUUGUGCCGGAUGAAUGGUGUUUGCUAGUUUCUCAUUCAGGAAGUAUACUUUGGCACUCUCUUCUUGUAAUAUCUACUAACCACCCGUCGGGAAAAAAUUAUUCUGGCAUGUAUCUGCAGGAGUUCAAAUUGUUGUGCAACUGACCAGUUAUUUCUUUUUUCUCAUCACUUCAUUAAAAGAAUUAGCGAUUAUCUAGCUAGCACAAUGUUUCUGCAACUGCUAGUUAGCAUUGGGCUUGUUAUGUAUCGCGUUCGCGCUCUUGUCUCUGGAGAAUCUGGCUGGCAUAGAGUGAAAAUCAAGUUCAUCCAAUCCAAACUGUGGUUGUAAGUCGGUCUUUCGUUCGUGUGCAAAAUAGGUAUGUUGGUAUUUUUCUUUCCUUGCAGAAGAUCAGAUCAUAGUUGACAACUGACCAUGAGAAUCUUGUGUAUUGUUGUUUGUUUGCCACUCGAGUUAUUGGGUGUUCAUCUUGCAUUCAAAAGCUUACAUUUUGAUCCAUCAAGAUCGCAAAUUUCCAGUUUCGGAGGCGCAGUCGCGGUUGCAGGUGCCGUUGGACCAUUGUUUUGGGUACCGCUCGAAAUUUCGCGAUCCUGAGCGGUUACUGCGUUUACCGCUACCCCAUGGAAAACACUCAUACCAAGCAAAAAAAUUCGAGUUUUUUUGAAAUUUGAAUUCAAACGAUCACUCUGCUGUUAAAUAAGCGGCAUCUCUCAUGUAGCAACAGCGCCCACAUUGGCAUAGUGACAAAGGCUUGCUUUGUGGAGUUGCAGGUCGCGGGUUCGAGUCUUACCUUCAACACUUUUUCUUUCUUUUUUAGAAUGCGAAAGUAAAAAACUAACAGAGUUGAAAAAUUCUGGAGCCGCAGGAGUCAAACUCGAAAUCUCUGACCAAGCGGCAUCGGUGGGUGCGUGUGUUCAGCCACUACACUAGGAGAAAGACUGUGAUGUCAUAGAGUUAAAAGAUUAUCUAUAUCAACUUUGAAAUAUUUGAAUUCAAAAUUUGAUUUUGAAUUUCGUCCGAAUUUUUUCCGGUAUUUCGUGGUUACCGUGGGAACCGUGAAUUUCGGUGCCCCUCGAGAAAAAAGGCUCGCUUGGGAUCCAAAACCUUGCAUUGGACCAUCAGUGUAAAGAAACUUCCAUGCCCUCACAUGGCGCAAGUGCAACCCUCCAGGUUCAAAGGGUAGCCUGUGUAUUGCAUCACACAUGACUUUGCUUGAAGGCCCUCUCUCAUCUACAUAAGCAAAGGUAGCUUUUCUAUACUUUAUUAUUUCAGGAAAAAGAAUCAUCUUACCGAAAAUAGCAACAAUAGCUCUUGCCAUUCUGCGUCACAUCUGAUCUUGACUUGUAUUUUUUCACCCGCUUCAACCUCAGGAUUCUGAAGAGUAUGAGGUGAAUUCGGAAGCAGCAAUAAGUCUCAAGCCCAGUGCCACUGUACAAAUGAUCCAGGCUUCUGAGCUGAUAGAAAAUUAGAAGAGCGAAUAUAGGACCUUGGUUGCAGCAAAACUUGCCUCCUUUCAACUUCUUUUGAUCCCAAAGAAACCCGUUUUGCAAUGCCCGCGGCCAUAGUUACAGAUUUACAUAAACUGCAGAGAUAAUACUGGUAUUCACACA